AUGAUGAACCUAGUAAUUGCAAUCGCUUCCUUGGGUGUUCCCCUGUUAAUUAUAAGGGUAAAUGAAUCCUGUGGAGAACUUUGUGUUAUAGAAAGUACAUGUGGAGCGGUAAAUUUUAGUCAGGCAUUAAACAUUGAGAUUUUCAGGUUGGAUUCUAUUACAAUGGAAUGGAGUCAUGUGAAAAGUUCAAAAGAUAGGGCAUUUUUCUUUAGCACGAACGCAUCCUAUGCUAUUUCCUGUCCAGCUAACGAGUCAGGGAUUGAAGGUGGUUUCAUAUAUUUUACUUCGGGCACAGAUAGAAUCUUGUACUCCUUUAACAUUGAAGAUAAAAGCAUCUCAACUUCUCUUCCUUGCAAUAAUCUUCAAGAGCCAUGGUCUUCAUCCUUCUGGUUCAUGCCUGAUUUAAGUUAUGUUUUGAUUGAAAGCUCCUUGUUCACUAACAUAUAUAGUUCUAUGUACAGCACCGCUAAUCCGAAAACUGAAGUCAACCAGAUAAUCAUUAAAGAAGUAAAACAAGGAGAAGAAGAAGAAGAGGAAAUAGAAAUUGAAGAGAGGAAAGGCAAACAGAUCCUGGAGUUUUCACCAGACAAAAGUGAAGCACAAGUAAGAAACCUCUGUGACCUUCCAUUAGAUAUCAUAGCAUCGAUUGCAGAAAAUCUCCACUUAGUUGAUUACGUCAAUUUUCGUUUAGUCUGCAAAACUUUUCGACUAGUAGCCCCUCAAAUUCAAUGGAGACAAACUUUUAACUUAGAGUCACAUUCUCUCCCUCCUUGGCUUAUGUUUUCUGGUCAUCAAGGUGAUAGUAGGGCUCUCCACACUUUCAUUGAUCCAAAGCUUGGUGAUAGAUAUUUGAUGAACAUCCCAAAGUCUAUAAUAGAUUUUGAUAUUCGAUAUUCUAAAGAGGGAUGGUUGCUAAUGUCGUCAAAGGUUCAAGGAGACUCCAUGUUCUUCUACAAUCCCUUUAUAAAGAAACUCAUCAGUGUUCCACCACAAGCAGAUUUCGAAAUAUACCAUAGCUUUGGUUUCUCGUCUUUGCCAACUUCACCAGGCUGUAUAAUUGUUGGGAUUUCAUUGUGGUCAAUUUCAUACUUUAACUUUCGGGAGAUGAAGAAUGGCAUGAUGUUUGGCGAGGUGAUUAUCCCCAUUUCAUUCCAGGUCAUAACAGUCCAGUUUACUUUGAUGGAUCUUUUUAUUUUCUUGGACAGGAUGGAAACCUAG
Molecule: messenger RNA, 1218 nt
Organism: Durio zibethinus
Lineage: Eukaryota; Viridiplantae; Streptophyta; Magnoliopsida; Malvales; Malvaceae
Source: RefSeq, a predicted model, not a curated record